GUUGAUUUGGCGGAAAAGAAUUUCACAAAUCCGGAUCGGAUAAAAAAAAUUCUGGAAGGCAAACUGUUUCCAAUGAAAGCACUUGGUUAUUAUGCUGUUGUUACGGGUAAAGGCUCAAGCACCGAAAGUAUUGACUCAAUUGUACAGUAUGAGGAACAGUUCUUCGCGCAGGAUGGUGUAUUGAAACCAUCACAAGUGACAACAAGAAAUAUGUCGUUGGCAGUAUCGGAAUGUUUCUGGCGCAUGGCCGACGCAUUUCGUGCGACACGUUUCAAUCUGGAAACCGAAUGGAAAAAUAAUUUCCCACGCCUACGUGAACUUGAUCGUGAUGAGCUGUUUGAAAAAGCCAAAGGUGAAAUUCUGGACGAACUAGUCAAUCUUUCGCUUGUUCCAGCUGAACAAUGGGAAAAAGUAUUGAAGAAGAAGCUUUGGAAUGCGGUUGCAGCCCAUGUUUUCGACCAGAUACUAAUGCCAGCUUAUGCAGUUGAUAAUGCCGGUACCUUCAAUACCCUGGUGGAUAUCAAGCUGAAACAUUGGGCUGAUAAGGAUCUUGCCAGCAAAUCAAUUCAGACUGGCUGGGAUACAUUGUCGGAGCUGUUCAAGCAACAAGUGGAAACGGAUGCGAAACAGCGAAAAGCUGAAGGUGACGAAAUAUUCGACAGGUUAAAGUCGGCAGUUCUGGAAGCUGCUUUGAACGAGCAUCAUUGGGAUAGCAAAGCAAUGGAUUAUUUGGUGAGUUUCAUCUGUUGUUUUUAUAUCUGA
This is a messenger RNA of Gongylonema pulchrum, 762 nucleotides long. NCBI's taxonomy places the organism in Eukaryota, Metazoa, Nematoda, Chromadorea, Rhabditida, Gongylonematidae. The record is from the annotation of a GenBank genome assembly.